AUAUGGGCAUUUCGAAUGGCUGGUCAUGCCUUUUGGCCUUACGAAUGCCCCGGCCACUUUCCAAGCGGCUAUGACAACGGAGUUCCGACACAUGCUGGAUCGAUACGUACUUAUCUACCUCGACGACAUCCUGGUGUACAGCCGGAGUUUGGAGGAGCAUGUGGAACACCUGCGCACCGUUUUGGAGCGGCUACGAYAAGCCAAGUACAARGCCAACCGCGACAAGUGCGAAUUYGCRCGGCAGGAGYUGGAGUACUUGGGACAUUAUGUGAYGCCGCAAGGCAUCCGUCCGMUUGCGGACMAGAUCGAGGCCCUACGAGUAUGGCCCGAGCCCACCAACACCACGGACGUUCGUUCAUUCAUGGGAUUGGCGGGCUACUAUCAGCGAUUCAUCACCGGAUAUUCCAGGAUUGCUGCACCUAUGAUGAGGUUACAGUCGCCAAAGGUGCCAUUCGUAUUCGAUGGCGACACACGCCGGUCAUUCCAAGCACUUAAGACGGCCAUGCUCAUGGCACCCAUCCUUAGCAUCUAUGACCCCACCCUGCCGACGCGAGUGACUGCAGACGCUUCCGGCUAUGGCAUUGGGGCAGUCUUGGAACAGCACGACGGCGACGACUGGCACCCUGUGGAGUAUUUCAGCCACAAAGUGUCUCCCAUCAACUCGCUUGAUGAUGCAAGGAAGAAGGAGCUGCUCGCAUUCGUCAUGGCUCUCAAGCAAUGGCGACACUUCCUCCUUGGGCGUCGUAGGUUCACAUGGGUUACGGACAACAAUCCAUUGACCUACUACAAGACGCAGGAUACGCUAUCUUCGGAUCACCCGCCGGCCAGCCACUAUCGCAUUGCCGACGGGUACUUGCUCCUCCACUCGAGAGGCAAGGACUUACUAUGUGUCCCACGCGACCGCCGUCUUCGGACUCGCCUCCUCGGCGAGUAUCAUGAUUCGCGACUCGCCGGCCAUUUAGGAGUCAACCGCACUAUUGCACGGCUUCGACAGCGAUUCCGAUGGCCCGAUCUCAUUACCGACGUCACUCGGUAUUGUGACUCUUGCGAAGUUUGCCGACGCAGCAAGCCCCGCAACCGCAAUCCCUACGGCGUGUUACGCCCGAUGCCUAUCCCACGGGAAGCUGGUCUCUCCAUUGCCAUGGACGUCACCGGUCCGUUUCCCCGCGACCGGCUCGGGCACGACGGCAUCCUCACGGUUGUGGACCGAUUGAGUAAGUACGCUCGUUUUCUCCCUUGCAAGUACUACUCCACGGCUCCCGAGCUGGCACGCCUCUUGCACACUGGUUGGAUUUGUGGCCACGGUGUACCAGAAGACAUAGUCAGCGACCGCGACACUCGUUUCAUGUCGACUUUUUGGACCUCUCUCAUGCAGGAGUUCGGCACGACGAUGCAACCAAGUUCGGCUCGGCAUCCACAGACAGACGGGUUGACGGAGCGGGCACAUCAAACCGCUCAAAUGAUGCUUCGUACGCUCAUCCAUCCGGACCAGAAAGAUUGGGUUGACCACCUCCCCGACAUCGAGUUCGCCUACAACACUUCGGUGCAUCCGGCGAUCGGCGUGACUCCAUUCGAGUUGCACCAUGGUGGACGGAAAGGCCGGAUCUUCUCCGACCUUCUCCUCCCUCGACCAACCGACAUUGACGCUGCCUGCCCUCCCGCUUCCGUCCAGAAGUAUAGGGAAUUGCUGACUCAAUCCCGCGCAAACAUGCAAAAGGCUCAAGUCCGCAUGCAGCAGCAAGCCAACAGGCGUUGCGUACCAUGUCCCAUCCGCGCCGGUGAUCUGGUUUGGGUCUCCGCGGAAGAGUUUGCACUGGAACAGGAUGUUUCAGGCAAACUGCUUCCCAAGUGGUUUGGACCUUGGUCUGUGACAGCAGCCGCGGGCGAUGAACCCGAUGGCCCUUCAUUUGUGAUCAACAUUCCAGAGCAUCUGACGGUCCAUCCGGUCUUCCACGCCUCGAAGCUGGCAACAUACACGCCAGCCUAGAGCGACGACUUUCCGGGCCGACGAUCGCAGGACCCUCCUUCUAUGGAUGGUCAUCAGGAAGUUGACCGCGUCAUCACCGAUCG
This is a messenger RNA of Chara braunii, 2070 nucleotides long. Lineage: Eukaryota; Viridiplantae; Streptophyta; Charophyceae; Charales; Characeae. The record is from the annotation of a GenBank genome assembly.